Messenger RNA from Marchantia polymorpha subsp. ruderalis, 2079 nucleotides. The record is from the annotation of a GenBank genome assembly. NCBI's taxonomy places the organism in Eukaryota, Viridiplantae, Streptophyta, Marchantiopsida, Marchantiales, Marchantiaceae.
AUUGAGAUUGGGAGUGUGGGGUAGCCCGAGCCGCAGACGCAAGCCCCCGCAGCAGCAGCAGCAGCAGCUUGACUCGGAUUGAUCCUCCUUUAAUUAAGGAGUAGACGAGGACGUUUCUCUCGAAGACGCCCCUCUUUUCAUAUAGUCGCGUAGUCGAUGCUCGCUCGUAGUGUGUAGUCAGCACACUCUGCUGCAUUUCCCACUCCGCUCGCUCGAGAUCGCUCGCCCUGUCUCAAGGGUGAAAAAUGGCAGGAUCCUCGGGAACGAGAAGGCUGUGCAUUGCAGCGCUGCUGCUGGUGUGUGCGGUCGUCGCGGUGUCCGCGCUGUCGGCCGAGGAGGAGUACGAUGAGUGGCUGCACUACAUUUCUAAAACCUCUGAUCCUGUCUCCGACGAGACCGUCAACUCGUUGAAUGCCAAGAUUCUGAACAAGCAGUCGAUCACCAGCGACAUUAGCAGCUCGCUGUCGGGCUACGACGCAUGGCUGGCGAAGCAGAAGGUUCUGGCCGCCAGCAAGCCCGAUGUCCAGCCCGCCGAGCAGAGGAGGCACGGCGGCAACUCGAAGACCGAGGAAGUCAUUUACGUGGCCAAGGACGGAAGCGGUGACUUCUACACCAUCGCUGGAGCAUUGGCCUCCAUUCCCGUUUACAACAGCGCCCGAAAGACUCUCUUCAUCAAGGAAGGAGUUUACGAGGAGAAGAUCGUGAUUCCAUCGUCGCAGAAGUACAUCACAUUCAUCGGAGAGGGUGCCGACAAGACCGUGAUCACCGGACAUGCAACCGCAGGAGACGAGUACGGAGACGCAUUGCUGAAAACAUACCGCAGUGCAACCGUGGGAGUGAACUCCGACCACUUCAUCGCCAAGAAUAUCCGCUUCGAGAACACCUCGCCUCCCCCGGAGCCAGGAGCUAUCGGAAAGCAAGCAGUGGCCUUCAGAAUCAGCGGAGACAAGGCCGCGUUUUACAAUGUGGCAUUCCUCGGAGCUCAGGAUACCCUCUACGCUCACCAGGGUCGUCACUACUUCCAGAACGCCUACAUUCAAGGCUCCAUCGAUUUCGUCUUCGGCAACGGGAAAUCGUACUUCAAGGACUCCCACUUGCACAGCAUUGCGGACAGCUUCGGGUCGCUGACGGCGCAGAAGAGGAACGAGUCCGACAUGAACACGGGCUUCUCCUUCGUCAACUGCAAGAUCGACGGGACCGGAAUCAUUUACCUCGGCCGUGCGUGGGGCAAUUACUCGCGCGUCGUCUACUCAUGGAGCUACUUGAACGACAUGAUCAUCCCCGAAGGCUGGCAAGAUUGGGGUAUCCCAGCUCGUCAAGGAAUGGUGUACUACGGGCAGUACGAGUGCUCGGGACCCGGCGCUGACACGAGCAAGAGAGUGCCAUGGGCGAAGUCCCUCUCAUACGAGGACGCGAAGCCCUUCCUCACCGACUCCUUCGUGAACGGACACACUUGGAUCACACCGGAGGACGAAAUCCAUCCUUGAGAGUGCAUCUCGGCGCGCGAACCAGCGCCGAGGCUGAGGGAUGCCGAGCUCGUGGCAACACUGAAACGAUUUGCGGUCCUUCUCAUCAUCGUCCGCUCGAGCCGACGCUCUGAUUAGCAUGUUGAAUCUUCGCGCGUCGACCCUGAGCCGGAUCUGAAGAACGAGAGUGUCGCACGGGGGCGAGCUUCCCAGUAAUAUAAUAUAUAAAUUGUGUGGAGAAGAACACCAUUCAAUAUUAUUCUGACAACAUUGUCCAUAAGGAGACGAUUUUCGUGGGAGAGUGAGGAGUGCGUGCGAGUGUGGUCCUUCAGGAGUAGAGAGAGAGAGAGGUUCGUCGAUCUCGUAGCGGUUUUGAGUACAGGCAUCUGGUCCUAGAUCUCUCGAUGAUACGAGGUCCGUCUCCGCUGUUACCACCAACAUUUGCUGAGCGGGGAGAUUUUUAUCAUGUACGUAGAUAAAAGAGCGCUGGCUCAUCGUUCCGAUUGAACAAAUCACGCUUACUCUUUGAGUCCAGCUCCGAACUUGAACAUUUUGAGUUCUGUAAUUUGAUGCAAUACAGUGUUGAAUUGAAACACACAUUCUGUUCACUGUC